This is a messenger RNA of Coregonus clupeaformis (lake whitefish), 2820 nucleotides long. Its product is annotated as adseverin. NCBI's taxonomy places the organism in Eukaryota, Metazoa, Chordata, Actinopteri, Salmoniformes, Salmonidae. Gene Ontology annotation, biological process: actin filament severing; barbed-end actin filament capping; actin polymerization or depolymerization. The transcript has 16 exons. Gene Ontology annotation, cellular component: cytoplasm; actin cytoskeleton. The record is from RefSeq and is a predicted model, not a curated record. Bases 118 to 2301 code for a protein of 727 amino acids. Gene Ontology annotation, molecular function: actin filament binding; phosphatidylinositol-4,5-bisphosphate binding.
GACCAGAUAGAGAACAGAGCAGCAGUCUGUGCUUCUCUCUCACCCCACGCUCCUCUCACCACACCUGGGAUCCACAUCCAGCCGUCCCCCUUCUGCUACCAGAUAAUCAGAGGAACCAUGGUGCUCUACCACAGGGAGUUUGACAAGGCAGGCAGGGUAGCCGGUCUCCAGAUAUGGAGGAUAGAGAAGAUUGAGCUGUGCCCUGUGCCUGAGAACCUGCACGGGAACUUCUAUGUUGGGGACGCGUACGUGGUCCUCCACACUGUCAAACAGCGGGAUAGCUGUUUCUACGACCUGCACUACUGGCUGGGGAAGGAGUGCAGCCAGGAUGAGAGCACGGCAGCGGCUAUCUUUACUGUUCAGCUGGAUGAUUUUCUAGGAGGGAAGCCUGUCCAGUACCGAGAACUGCAGGGGUUCGAGUCCACUGCCUUCACACGAUACUUCAAGGGAGGCAUCACAUACAAAGCCGGAGGCGUGGCCUCUGGGUUCCAUCACGUGGUCACCAACGACCUGUCAGCUCGGAGACUAUUCCACAUCAAAGGUCGCCGCGUCGUCAGGGCAACCGAGGUCACCCUCAACUGGUCCAGCUUCAACAGAGGGGACUGUUUCAUCGUGGACCUGGGAGCAGUUAUCUACCAGUGGUGCGGUUCAGAGUGCAACAAGUUUGAGCUCCUGAAGGCAGCGCAGGUGGCUGCCGGUAUCCGUGACAACGAGAGGAAUGGCCGAGCAAAGCUGGUUGUCGUGGAGGAAGGGAGCGAGCCGUCUGAGUUAACUGAGGUGCUUGGCAACAAGCCAGAUCUACCAGAAGGUGAUGACAAUGAUGAUAUGGUGGCAGAUAUCUCCAACAGGAAGAUGGCCAAACUCUACAUGGUAUCUGAUGCGUCCGGAGCGAUGCAGGUGACCCUGGUCUCAGAGGAGAACCCGUUCUCUCAGAGCCAUCUGCUGUCUGACGAGUGUUUCAUCCUGGACCACGGGAAGAGCAAGAUGAUCUUCGUCUGGAAAGGCCGUAACGCCAACCCAAGCGAGAGGAAGACUGCCAUGAAGACUGCUGAGGGCUUCAUCCAGCAGAUGGGCUACCCACCUAACACACAGAUCCAGGUACUCCCAGAGGGUGGGGAGACUCCUAUCUUCAAGCAGUUCUUCCAGGGGUGGAGGGAUAAGAACCAGAGCGAGGGGUUAGGGAAGGUCUUUGUGACUGAGAGGAUCGCUAAGAUACAUCAGGUGGAGUUCGACGCCUCCAAGCUCCAUGAGUCCCAGAGCAUGGCAGCCCAGUAUAACAUGGUGGACGACAGCACAGGGGACACUCAGAUCUUCAGAGUGGAGACCAGUGGUCGAGUCCCAGUCGACCCAAAGACGUAUGGCCAAUUCUAUGGAGGAGACUGUUACAUCAUCCUCUAUACAUAUAAGAGAGGACAGAUCAUCUACACUUGGCAGGGGGCUAGCAGCACUCUAGAUGAGCUCACAGCUUCAGCCUUCCUAACUGUGGAGCUGGAUCGCUCUCUGGGAGGGAACGCAGUUCAGGUGAGAGUGUCCCAAGGAAAAGAGCCUGCCCAUCUCCUGAGUCUGUUCAAAGCCAAGCCCCUCAUCGUGUACAAGAGUGGUACCUCACGCAUCGGAGGCCAGGCACCUGCGGCCCCCACACGCCUGUUCCAGGUCCGACGUAACCUGGGCACCAUCACACGCGUCGCAGAGGUGGAGGCGGAGGCUGGCAGCCUGAACUCUAAUGAUGCCUACCUGCUGAAGCUGCCCGCGGGGGGGAGCUACCUGUGGGUGGGUAAGGGCGCCAGCGAGGACGAGGAGCAGGGGGCCCAGUACCUGAGUCAGGUGCUGAUGUGUCAGACACAACGCAUCGUAGAGGGACAGGAACCAGCGGACCUCUGGGCAGCAUUAGGGGGGAAGAAGGAGUACCAGACAUCAGAGAGAUUGGAGAGUAAGAGCCUCACUCAACAACCUCGUCUGUUCGCCUGCUCCAACAAGACUGGCAGGUUCAUAAUUGAGGAGGUUCCAGGAGAGUUCAGUCAGGAGGACCUGGCAGAGGAUGACGUGAUGCUGUUGGACAUCUGGGAUCACGUGUUUGUCUGGAUUGGCAAAGAUGCCAAUGAAGUUGAGAGAACUGAAUCUGUAAAAUCCGCCAAGACAUACAUAGAGACGGAUCCGGGGGGUAGGGAUAAGAGGACCUCCAUAGUGAUGGUGAAGCAGGGUCAUGAGCCCCCCACCUUCACAGGGUGGUUCCUGGGGUGGGACGCAGCACGCUGGAACUCAGACACCGUGGCCAGGACCAUGAAGACACUGCAGAUUUAGCAUCAAUGAAUCCCAACAGUUAUAACACUGUUAUAACACAGUUUAGACAGUUAUAACGGUUAUAACAUUCACUCUGUAUUCAGCCAAGGGUUUACACAUACUACAUUUACAUUUACAUUUUAGUCAUUUAGCAGACGCUCAUAUCUUAUACAUAUAUUUUUUUUAUACUGGCCCCCCGUGGGAAUACUAGUGUGAAAGAAGUGUAAACUAGCCCUUAAUGGACUAGUGUUGUGCUAAGAAUGUGCAGUGUGAAAAGCCCUUUACUUUUAUUUGUAUUUUUUUGCUUUACAUUUAGGCCUGAUAUGUGUCAGGUGUCAAGAUGAUGUGCACUGCUUGGACAUCUUUGUUGUUUGGUUUUUUUCUCGUUACAAAGACAUAAGACCAAAAUGUUGCUAUUUGUUGUAUUUUUCUGAAUGGAGUUUGUCAUUUGUGUAUUGGUGAGUAUGGAAGUUUGAAUGCCUUUGUCAUUAAACAUGAUAGAAAAUGCGUAACUCCUGCUGAGAGUUCUGAAAAAGAGAA